Molecule: messenger RNA, 430 nt
Organism: Acanthisitta chloris (rifleman)
Lineage: Eukaryota; Metazoa; Chordata; Aves; Passeriformes; Acanthisittidae
Product: protein BTG2-like
Exons: 1
Biological process (GO): negative regulation of mitotic cell cycle; negative regulation of cell population proliferation
Cellular component (GO): nucleus; cytoplasm
Source: RefSeq, a predicted model, not a curated record
AGGCAGCGGAAGGAACACUCCAGUGUGGAAUGGGAGCCCUCGGGACUCCCCCAGCCCUGCCCUCCUGCUCACUGCUCCUCUCCUUCCCCUUGCAGAGCACUACAAACACCACUGGUUCCCCGAGAAACCCUUCAAAGGCUCCGGGUAUCGCUGCAUCCGCAUCAACCACAAAAUGGACCCCAUAAUCAGCAAGGCAGCGAGCCAGAUCGGACUGAGCCUGCCCCAGCUCUACCAGCUGCUGCCCAGCGAGCUGACACUCUGGGUGGAUCCCUACGAGGUGUCCUACCGCAUCGGCGAGGACGGAUCCAUCUGUGUGUUGUACGAGGCCAGCAAACCCCCCAGCUCCUAUGGCAUGCUCACCUGCAAGAACCAGAUGAUGCUGGGGCGCACCAGCCCCUCCAAAAACUACGUCAUGACUGUCUCCAGCUAA